GCAUUAUUGGCUUGACGAAAAACAUGGCUGCCCCCAUCAGACACUCUGCGAAAUAUAAUGAUUUGACUAUUUAGAAAUGGCAAGCCAGUGUCAUUGGCGUACCUUGAAUUAUAUAAUAGUUUAAGGGAUAAUGGACCGGUGGUAACCACAUUAUGGCACAUUUAUAUUUUAUGCCGUUUGCAUCACGUCGUAUUUUAAUUUUAAUGGAAUCAAAAUCACAUGUCUUCAAUAGUCGCGUAGCCGUAGGCAUCAGACCACUUCAUUCAAUCACACCUACGUGGUUUACCCAUGAAGAGGGCUGUGAAGUAUCUGACUAUACUCUACAAAAGCGGCACAAGAAACUUCUUUUCAGAAGAAAUCGGCAUGCAGAGAGUAUGUAUGUUAUCAAUGAAAGGGUUGCAGACAUGUUGCUAGACAAACUAGGAAAUGAUCUCAAGCAGGAUAGUGGGAGGUCCAUAUUUGAAAUCAACCCAGGUCCAGGAGUUCUAACCAAGAAACUGUUGCAAAGUGGAUUUGAGAGGAUACGGGUGUUUGAACCCCAUAAUGAAUUCAUACCAUACUUGAAGAUUCUUGAAUCGCAAUAUCCUCACAAUUUGGUGCUUGUACCUAAAGACCUGACCACUAUUCACACGUUAUCUACACGAUGUAAAACGUCUGAGUCCACCAUGUUAGAAGGAAUUUCUCGUCGACCUUGGCAUGAAGACUCACCAGUAACGAUUGUAGGGGUGCUCCCAUGGAAACAGUACACAUUCCUUCGUCAUAUGCUGUGGAGACUGUCAAACAUGUCAGGCUUGUUUUCUCUUGGGAGGUGUCAAUUCUGCCUCUACAUUCCACACAAGGAAUAUUGGUACAUGACAGCCGAGCCAGGAAUACUACUGUCUAGAUAUCGAGCCACCACCGUUUAUUAUCGUCUGUUCUUUGAUAUCAAACUCCUACACAGAGAGCCAAGGUCUUCAUUUCACCCACCCGGCUCAGAACAAAUUGUCAAGUCUUCAGGGAAAACAUUCAAGGAUGAUGGUCAUAUGUACCUGGUGGAACUCACACCAAAGCGGGACCUAUUGGAGCAGUUGCCUAAAGAACGCCUUCCUGAACUUUAUUUCUUUGUGAGACAACUGAUGAAUGCGAGGAAAGCAAAACUCAUUGCCAUUAUGGAGCAGUGGGUACCAAAAUGUGGUCCAAGACUUAUAAAGCAAGGCUACACAAUUUACACACGGACAGGAGAUUUAACACCGAGAAACUACAUGGAGGUGUUCAAGCAGUUAUCUUCAUGGUCGGAAUAUCCAGACAGCAGCUUCAGUGCAGCCAUCCAAACAGUGAAGGAACAGAUGGAUGAUCUAACGUCCUAGCAGUAAUAUAUGUGCAGAAUCGCAAUUGUAACAUAGAUGCAAUAAUGUUGUCAUUGUAUGUGUAUAUAAAAAACAACUUUAUGUAUCAAUAUUA
Molecule: messenger RNA, 1440 nt
Organism: Priapulus caudatus
Lineage: Eukaryota; Metazoa; Priapulida; Priapulimorpha; Priapulimorphida; Priapulidae
Product: dimethyladenosine transferase 2, mitochondrial-like
Exons: 10
Coding region: 153-1346 (397 amino acids)
Biological process (GO): rRNA methylation; transcription initiation at mitochondrial promoter
Cellular component (GO): mitochondrial matrix
Molecular function (GO): rRNA (adenine-N6,N6-)-dimethyltransferase activity; mitochondrial transcription factor activity
Source: RefSeq, a predicted model, not a curated record